Molecule: messenger RNA, 1706 nt
Organism: Gaeumannomyces tritici R3-111a-1
Lineage: Eukaryota; Fungi; Ascomycota; Sordariomycetes; Magnaporthales; Magnaporthaceae
Exons: 3
Coding region: 1-1554 (517 amino acids)
Biological process (GO): transmembrane transport; carbohydrate transport
Cellular component (GO): membrane
Molecular function (GO): carbohydrate:proton symporter activity
Source: RefSeq, a predicted model, not a curated record
AUGCAAUACGGCUUCGACAGCGCCGCGGUCGGCGCCCUGCAGGCCAUGCCUGGAUUCUUGAGGGUGUUUGGGUAUGAAGACGCGAAGAACCCAACGGGGUACGGGAUCAAUCCGACGGUGCAGCAGCUGAUCGCCUCGCUGCUGACGCUGGGCUCGUUCCUGUCCUCCCUCUGCGCCGGCCUCUUCUCGCGCCGGUUCGGGCGGCGGCAGGGCCUCUGGCUGGCGUGCCUGCUCAACAUGGCGUCGUGCGUCGUCAUGAUGGCGACCACCGACGUCAACGUCCUGUACCUCGGCCGCCUCCUGCUUGGCGUCAGCAACGGCUUCCUCGUCACCUUCUCAAACGUCUACACGGCCGAGGCGGCGCCGGCCCAGCUCAGGGGCGUCGUCGUCGCCCUGUUCGCCUGGUGGGUCAACAUCGGCAGCAUCGUCGGCAGCAUCGUGGUCAACUACACGCGCGUCCACGCCGACAAGCGGUCGUACCAGAUCCCCAUCGGCUGUCUCCUCGUCGUCCCCGUGCUGCUCAGCGUCGCCUUGGCUUUCGUCCCCGAGAGCCCGCGCUGGCUGGCGCACCGGGGUAGCGAGGGCGCCGCGCGCGAGGCGCUCGCCAGGCUGAGGCCGGACCCCCCUCUGCAGACUAUGGUGGCUGGCGGCACGGCGGCAGCGGCACUGGAGGUCGAGCUGCGCGAGAUGCUGGCGGGCAUCGGCGAGGAGUCGGAGCGGGCGGCGGGCGGCGGGGCGGGGUUCCGCGACAUGUUCCGGGGCGCCGACCUCCGCCGCACGCUGCUCUGCCACGCGGCGCUCGCGUCGCAGACGGCGUCGGGCAUCUGGUUCCUGAUCGCGUACCAGACCUACUUCCUGAUCCAGGGCGGGGUCUCGCGCGGGUUCGAGUACUCCAUCAUGACGACGUGCGCGGGCUUCGUGGGCGUCAACCUGGGCAUGCUGGCCAUGGGCCGCCUGCGGCUCGGCCGCCGCGCCGUGCUGGUCGCCGGGUCCGCCGCCUGCGGCCUGGCCCAGCUGGGGACCGCCGUCGCCUACACGGCGGCCGGGGCGGGCUCCGCGGCGGCCACGAGCUCGCUCGUCGCGUUCCUGACGCUGCACAAGUUCUUCUACAACGCCGGCGUCGGCGCCGCGAGCUACCCCGUCGCGACCGAGGUGGUGGGCACGCGCCUGCGCGCGCAGACGGUCGGGUCGGCGACGUCGCUUGGCUACGUGCUCGCCUGGCUGACGUCGUUUUGCUCUCCCUACUUUAUCAACCCGACCAAGCUGAACUGGGCAAGUGGAGCUCAGUACUGCUACAUCUGGGCGGCUUCCAACUUUAUUUGUGUCGUCUUCUUCUACUUUUGCAUGCCCGAAACCGCAAACAGGACGCUGGAAGAGCUUGACGAGAUGUUUGAAGCCCGGCUGUCUGUCCGCCAGUUCAAGAAGUAUCAAUGCGUGGGCAGGGAAGACGCCCGACGGUCGGAGAAGGGAGGGGCUCUCGAUUUCGGAGAGAAACGUGGCGGUGAGAUGGAGCACAUUGAGGUACCGACGCCUGACGAGACACGAAAAUCCUAGUCCAAGGUACCUGCAUAUUUCAUUCCUAUAUGCGUCUCUUUUGCAUGACAAAGGAGACGGUAGAAGGUAGGGGGACCUUCUGCCCAUGUAGGUAUACAAGGUAUACAGAGACCUGCCAGGCAAGAGCAGAGGGUUGACGUCGCUUAGGAGCG